Molecule: messenger RNA, 1709 nt
Organism: Trichomonas vaginalis G3
Lineage: Eukaryota; Parabasalia; Trichomonadida; Trichomonadidae
Exons: 1
Source: RefSeq, a predicted model, not a curated record
AUGAUUAAACAACAGCAACUUAAGGCGCAAAGCGCCCAGGUCCUUCAGACCAUUACAUACGCCAUAUAUGCAUAUAAUUCAAAGACGGCAGAACAAACGCAAAGGUUGAAAUAUGGAGAUUUGGAGAUAGUAUUGAAAAAUGACCAUUUCGAAUUCGUUUGCAAAGGUGGUGCAGUGAUAUCAAAUAUAAAAGAAAUUUUAUUUAUGAAUUCAAAAAUUAAAGGAAUAACGGAUGAUAUAACAUCAAUUCCACCAGAAGAACAGAGAUAUUACGCAUUAAAUGCAUUUCCUAAAGUUUUGAAGAUUGGAAGAUUUAAUUUAAAUGAGGAAUUCAUAGAAGGUUUCCUAAAUGACAUAAUGAAGAAGGUGGAUAAGGAAUAUGUGGAUAGUGAGUUAAUGAAGAAAGCAGAUAAGGAAUACGUUAAUACUGAAUUAAAUAAGAAGGCAAAUUUGGUUUAUGUUGAUGAAAAAGAUAAUGAAAUUAAAGAAAAGGUUGAAUGGUAUCAUGAAUGGACAUUGGAGACUUUUAAAGUUAAAGCUGAUACAGAAUGGGUUUCAGGAUGUUUAGACCUUAAAGCAGAUAAAACUUAUGUUAACGAUGAGUUAGAGAAGAAGGCAAAUUUGGUUUAUGUUGAUGAAAAAGAUAAUGAAAUUAAAGAAAAGGUUGAAUGGUAUCAUGAAUGGACAUUGGAGACUUUUAAAGUUAAAGCUGAUACAGAAUGGGUUUCAAAAUGUUUAGACCUUAAAGCAGAUAAAACUUAUGUUAACGAUGAGUUAGAGAAGAAGGCAAAUUUGGUUUAUGUUGAUGAAAAAGAUAAUGAAAUUAAAGAAAAGGUUGAAUGGUAUCAUGAAUGGACAUUGGAGACUUUUAAAGUUAAAGCUGAUACAGAAUGGGUUUCAAAAUGUUUAGACCUUAAAGCAGAUAAAACUUAUGUUAACGAUGAGUUAGAGAAGAAGGCAAAUUUGGUUUAUGUUGAUGAAAAAGAUAAUGAAAUUAAAGAAAAGGUUGAAUGGUAUCAUGAAUGGACAUUGGAGACUUUUAAAGUUAAAGCUGACACAGAAUGGGUUUCAGGAUGUUUAGACCUUAAAGCAGAUAAAACUUAUGUUAACGAUGAGUUAGAGAAGAAGGCAAAUUUGGUUUAUGUUGAUGAAAAAGAUAAUGAAAUUAAAGAAAAGGUUGAAUGGUAUCAUGAAUGGACAUUGGAGACUUUUAAAGUUAAAGCUGAUACAGAAUGGGUUUCAAAAUGUUUAGACCUUAAAGCAGAUAAAACUUAUGUUAACGAUGAGUUAGAGAAGAAGGCAAAUUUGGUUUAUGUUGAUGAAAAAGAUAAUGAAAUUAAAGAAAAGGUUGAAUGGUAUCAUGAAUGGACAUUGGAGACUUUUAAAGUUAAAGCUGAUACAGAAUGGGUUUCAAAAUGUUUAGACCUUAAAGCAGAUAAAACUUAUGUUAACGAUGAGUUAGAGAAGAAAGCAGAUAAGGAAAAAGUUAUUUCAUUCAUUAAUACUGAGUUAGCAAAGAAAGCUGAUAUAUCAUUUGUUAAUGAAGAAAUAAAACAAUCAGAGGUCUAUUUUACUACACCAUUUUUAAAUUUUAUGAAAUCAUCAGAUAAAACCUUUGAUAUAGAUUCUUUUGAAUGGAUAUGUUUCGAUGGAGUGACCAUGUAUUUAUUUUAUACAGCUGGAGUGCUUUAUUAUUUUAAAACAAAUGA